This is a messenger RNA of Blastomyces gilchristii SLH14081, 1906 nucleotides long. RefSeq lists its product as uncharacterized. The transcript has 3 exons. The coding region runs from base 117 to 380 and encodes 87 amino acids. The record is from RefSeq and is a predicted model, not a curated record. NCBI's taxonomy places the organism in Eukaryota, Fungi, Ascomycota, Eurotiomycetes, Onygenales, Ajellomycetaceae.
UUCUGUUCCUCCAUCAUCAUUAUUCGACGAUUUCGCGCCGAACAUCGAUCUCCUCGUUCGUCAGUCGCACUCUUAAACAUCACCAUUUAAGGCUAUAUCCGAACCUCUUACUCAAAAUGGGAGGUGGUCCCAGAGUCCGCUACCCGAAGCACGUCUGGUCACCGGCUGGUGGCUGGUACUCUCAACCCGCAAACUGGAAAACCAAUACCGCGAUAAUUGGCGCUGUCAUGUUCGGUGUCGCUGCCAUGGCCUUUAGCGUUUCUGCGGAUAGAGAAGUCCGUACCAAAUUUCCGGAACAAGGGAGAUUUUUCCCGAGUCGAUGGUGGAGCAAACAAAUCGGUGAACACGAAAAGGAAUCGGCUGCGGCAAGCAAGUCAUGAAGAAAAAUGACGGGGAGGUUCAUUUGGGUUGAUGAUCUUUGUGCAUUAUACAUACAUUCUUCCUCUUGGCGUUGAUUCAAUGGGAUUAGAUACACAUACUAUUAUCAAUCGAUCAAACAAUCGAUCAAGCAAUUGAAUUUCUUUUUUGUAUUUCUGAGGCUUUGGCAAAGUUGUGAGCGAGUUGCUUCGUAUAUAGACGGAUCCGUUCAGUAUAACUUUCACCAUUCCACGACUCCUCUCCUCCGUCGGAAUGGGAUAUAUUCGGCAUCCCUACUUGUUCGAUUACAAAGCUAGCCGCCACUGUGGCACAAAUCAAUGCUACCGGAAUCCGCCCUUGCUCACCCCAUGAAUUGGCAAUGGAAGCCCAUUCUACAGAUUCUCCAAGUGUUGAUCUGACAACUCUGAGCGGUUUUGUGUCAUUGCUAACAAGGGACUGAGCUAGGGCUCCAAGAAACGCAUUUCCGGCGCCUGUUGGAUCAACCACGUUCGCCCCGUGGUAUGCCGGAAUAUGCAAAGAGAGAUCCCGGGAGAAUGCAUAACAGCCGUCCUUCCCUGCUCUCACCACGAGCAUUCCAUUUCCGUCUUGCCCAAUUCCAGAUUUCACUAUGUCGUCUGCUAUGGCUUGGUCCCCACCAUUUCUAGCAUUCCAUGAUUCAUUGCCAAACAUAUUAGCCAACUCAAGAUCAUUGGGGCUGACCACGUCCACCUGUUUCAAAGCCUUAUAGAACAUUGGAAGCUCCUCUGGGCGACACAAAUCUGGCACAGGCUCCCACACAAAAAUUGGACGCCGCUCAGCAAUAGGCUGUUCAACCUCUUUGCGUUGCGAAAUUCUUUCCCGCCUCUGAAGAAUUCCCUCGAUAAUCUGACAGCAGCGUUCAGGGGAGCAGACCAUGUGAAAUGUUUUGGAAAAUACUUGAGAGUCCGAAAGCGAGCUAUGAUGUAAGCGAAGUUUUGGUGUAAGAUACCGGAAGUCUUUUUUUUUAUGCCCCGCAUACAAGACGAGUCAGCAAGCUGUAAUUGUCAACUGAGGUAGUUCCGAUGUGCAAGUACCUGUUUACUUACCUCUUUUCUCGUUCGGGCCGUAACGAUUCCAUGCCCGUGUAGUAAGCCUUUCUGAAGACUCUCUCAGUAUACAGGAGGUAUCCCAGGAUGAAAUAAUCUGUCGCAUUUCCACCGGGAAGUCAGAGCCAGCAUCGACGAUCCAGUUUACUGACUGGGAAUGCUCCUUGCCCGCUACAAUUCGCGCGCCAACAACUGCAUAGGCGCCAGCGCCUCCAAUGAUGUUUUUCACAGGUGGCUUCGGGGCUUCAAAUUCAAUCUCAUCUACAUUUAUGAAGCGUCAGAAGCUGAUAUAUACACAUAUAGCCGCUCUACUUUGGGUAGUGCAAUGACUGACCGAUAAUGAACAUUCCCAACGUGCAGAAGUCGACAUUGCAUAGGAAUGGUGCGUUACCGGUGUCGUUUGUAGACAUCCUAUCAGACACAUGUAGAUAUCCAAUUUAGGUGCGAACUAAUGAAUCUAGUCA